AUGCAGCCGCUCAGAUUCUCCAGCAGUACUACUCUCGCUUUUCCCCAUCCUGAGAUUAUUAGCAAUCUAUGCGGCUUUCAAAAGGUCUUCUUGCCUGAGGUGGCUCGAUUGAUCCAAAAUCACUCGAAAUUGCAUAUGGUCUGGAGAUACUGCUCAGCCAUCCAGCUGGCACAAGAACUUGGAUCGGCAAAGGCGGAAGCAGCAGUCAUCUAUGACGUCCCCAAAGUCCUGUCAUGGUCUCGUGGCUGCGCUCCUAAGCUGGUGCAAGAUGAAAGCCUUGCCGGGUCUUUUAUCAGAUUUACAAUUGACCAUCGCGGUAUCAAGAGCAUAGAUCGAUUUUCUGAUGUUCCAGCCAGCACGGUUGGUGAGAUGCCGGCUUCCUCCUGCGUGUUUGCAGUAGAGCCGAUAGAAAAACUAUCAAAUGAUAAACUAGAAUUUGAGCUCGGAUUGUGUCGUCUCCAAGUCCCGAGGAAACGACAGAUCAUCAUUUGGAGUGACCCAAAUCCUCUUCAUCUCAUGCAUCUCUUGCCUUCUAAAGAUCUUGAUGAAUACCACCGCUUCGCAACCGUUAGCUUAAAUCCAGAGUAUUGCAGUGGAAUCUCUCUAUUUAUAGCUUCACACCUUGUGCAUGAAAUCCUUGCUCAUUCAAAACGACACUCAACCCAUUUAGAAAGAUUCGAUUAUCUUCGCUCCAUAUUUGACCAUGAAAUCGUCUGGAUUUACAUACCACUUACAGCCCAAGAUCAGAUCACUGCAAUUGAUAUCAGGAAAUACGUAACAGAAGAAGAGGCGCCACAUCAUUUCACAAUAUGGACAGAGACCGGAAAAUUUAUAUUUGGCUGUCCCCAAACGCUUGAAUACCAGAGAGCUGGACCGGGUACCUUUUCAUGGGGGCCUGCUGUAGGAACUUUGCACGAGAUGGGGGAUACACGACGACCCUUGACUCUCAUUCACCAUGUCCCUAGCUCUGGUUCGAUGGAAUUCAUCGGAACAGAUGCUGAUAAACAGACUGAGACUACCGAGCCGAAUAUUCAACGCCAAGAUUGGCCGCUUCAUCGUGCAUUCUUCUCAUUCGCAUCUCUUGAGGGCGUCUUAAACGUACAUGUUUUCAGCGACAAGCUCCGAAACUUAUGCAAAGGCAUCCUAUUCGAAUACGAGAACGGCUCGAAACGAACUGUGGGCCAAUGCCGCCUGGGUUGGGAUCGAGUUCAAAGUUGGCGGAAGCCUCUAAGCUUGUUUUACGAUUCUGCUUCUUACCAAAUCACCGAUCCCGCAGGCGUGCUGGAUCCGGUCAAGCAUAAAGGCGUCCGGGUUGCUUUUGACUCCGAAUCUGACCAUGUGUCUAAAGAUGAUACACUGGAGAAAAACUUCUACUCGAUGAGAGGCUGCAUAAACUUUUGGUUCCUCAAUAAUGAUGCUGAGAUAGAGAUUGUUGGUUUCUAG
Messenger RNA from Trichoderma breve, 1443 nucleotides. RefSeq lists its product as uncharacterized. The record is from RefSeq and is a predicted model, not a curated record. The transcript has 3 exons. Lineage: Eukaryota; Fungi; Ascomycota; Sordariomycetes; Hypocreales; Hypocreaceae. Bases 1 to 1443 code for a protein of 480 amino acids.